AUGAAAACAUGCUACUAUGAACUUCUAGAUGUGGAAGUAACCGCUACAGACAAUGAACUCAAAAAGGCAUACAGAAAAAAGGCCUUACUUUUGCAUCCAGAUAAAAACCCCCACGACGUGGAAGGUGCUAAUGCCAGAUUUGCACUAGUAAGAGCUGCUUACGAAGUGCUUUCUGAUUCCCAGGAAAGAGCAUGGUAUGAUAGUCACAAAUCAGAAAUUUUGCGGGAUGAUGAUGACUACGUAACUGACGAACCUCAGGAAAUGGUCAUUCCAAGCAUAUCUGUACAAGAGAUUCUACGGUACUUUAACCCAUCACUUUAUGGACAGAUGGACGACUCUCAGGCUGGAUUCUAUAGUGUAGCCAGCAGAUUAUUCGAGAGAUUGGCGGCCGAGGAAGUCACUCACGGAAAAUACCAGCAGUUGCCCAAAUUUGACAAGCAUAUGGACGAUUCACCUAAUGUUAGUGCCAUUGAUGAGUCUUUUCUUCUAUUUCCUCGACUUGGAAACUCCCACACAGAUUAUGCCAGUGGAAUCCGGACGUUUUAUAACUCGUGGGGUAGUUUUCUGAGUGUCAAAUCGUUCAACUGGAUGGACGAGUACCGGUAUUCAGCAGCUCCAGAUCGCCGGACUCGUAGAUUGAUGGAGAAAGAGAAUAAGAAGGCACGAGAUGCAGCCCGGAAGGAGUACAAUGAGACGGUUCGUCGGUUUGUGGGGUUCAUUAAAAAGAGAGACCCGAGAGUCAAGAAGGGUGCAGAGGAGUACGAGAAUUCCCGUAGAAGACAACAACAGGAGAGUCUCGAGCGUCAGGCCAAAGAGCAGAAGCUUCAGAGAAUUGCCGACAUGAAUAACCAUGAAGUUCAGGACUGGCAGAAGAUGGACAUGGAAGAGUUGGAGUUGGUUGAGGAGAUGCUUCGUAAGGAGUUUGACUACGACUCGGAUGAGACCACCGACAGCGAAUUCGACGAGUUUGAGGAUCAGCUCAAUGAAGAGUUCUACGAGUGUGUGGUCUGCAACAAGUUUUUCAAGUCGAAAAGCCAGUUUGAGACACAUGAGUCAUCCAAUAAGCAUAAAUUAAAUGUGGAGCAACUCCGAGAGGAGAUGCUUCGAGAAGGUAUUGAAUUAGGCAUUGACAAAGACGAUAUUGAUUUGAGUGAGUUUGAGACUGCUUCAAGUGGGAACGAGGAUGAGUAUGAUAUGGAAAAUGAGAAAGACGAAAAUGAAAAUGAAAAAGAGAAGGAUGAGGAGGGAUAUGUGGAAGGGGUUGUUGAGGACGUCGUCGAUGGGAAUAUGGAGAGUGAAGAAAAACUGGAAAGUUUAGGUAAUGAUAAACUUUAUGAUUUCGAUGUCGAUGACGAUAUUGACAGUGAAGAUGAAAUCAUAGAUUCUUCAUGGAAAUCAAAAAAACAAAAGAAGAAAAGCAAAAAGCAAACCAGUUUUCCCCCAGAAGAAGUGGAAUCCAAUCCUCUAGAUGACGAUCUUGCCAAAUUGGUGAAUGGUGUAAGCUUGGACAAAGAUGAGGAUUGGGCCGACAGCAAGAAGAAGAAGAAGCCAAAGAGAAGAGCAGGUUUGGAGAAAACUGGUUCUCCUUCUCCGGCGCCGGUGCCAGACCAGAAUAGCCAGAAGAGUGUUCCGGUCAAGGUGCCUAAUGGCUCCGAAAUAUGUGCUGUCUGCAAAGAAAUCUUCACUUCUAGAAACAAGUUGUUCCAGCAUGUCAAGAAGUCUGGUCAUGCUGCACCUGUUAAGGAGGUAAAAAAGGGGAAAGGUAAGCGGAAAUAG
This is a messenger RNA of Sungouiella intermedia, 1776 nucleotides long. Lineage: Eukaryota; Fungi; Ascomycota; Pichiomycetes; Serinales; Metschnikowiaceae. The record is from the annotation of a GenBank genome assembly.